Messenger RNA from Fragaria vesca subsp. vesca, 909 nucleotides. Its product is annotated as putative B3 domain-containing protein Os03g0621600-like. The record is from RefSeq and is a predicted model, not a curated record. The coding region runs from base 1 to 909 and encodes 302 amino acids. NCBI's taxonomy places the organism in Eukaryota, Viridiplantae, Streptophyta, Magnoliopsida, Rosales, Rosaceae. The transcript has 4 exons. Gene Ontology annotation, molecular function: DNA binding.
AUGGAGCUGGAGGGCGAUCGCAAGAAGGUCAAGAACAUCAUGCUCAAUGGCGCCAUCGAGAUUGCUAAGGUCAUGAAGAAAACCAGAUUCGUUCUUGGGGAGUUCUGGCGUAUACCACAUAAGUUUACCAGGUACCAUAUUCGACCAUCACUUGGCAAAUGUGUUCUUAGAGGCCCUUGUGGAAAAAGAAGUGUGGAGCUGGAAAGGAGAAAGAAUGGCUUGUUCUUCCACAGUCAUGGUUGGCAUAGCUUUGUGAAGGAUCAUCUUUUACAAUUUGGCGACUUUCUGGUUUUCCAAUAUGAUGGUAAAUCAAAGUUUAAGGUUAAAGUAUAUGAUCGAACAUGUUGUGAGAUAGAUGUAGAAGUGCCCAAGAGGAGAAAUGGCCUUCCUACUGCUCCCUCAGUGAAUGAAGGCUACCAAUUAGCUUGGGUAAAAGAUGAAAUUCUUGAUGGCCUGGAAACCGAAAACUGCAAUAGUGACACUGAAAAUGCUGACAAGAGAAGGCGAAAUAAUUAUGGAAGGACGCCAAAGGUUGAGGAUGGUAAAGAAACAUCGACUAGACCCAUCAUCUUCAAAUCGGAGUAUUCAUGUUUUCAAGCAACUUUGAAGGGAAGGUGUUCACGAUAUAGGAUGGCUAUUCCAAAGGAUCUAGUCGUGUCCAAAGGGCUUAAGAGUAAGAAUACUGUAGAAAUUGAAGACUCAACUGGGAGAUUGUGGCCUGCGAAGCUUGUCAAAGGGAACUAUGUGUCCAUGUCAACAGGUUGGGGAGAAUGUUCUAAAGCCAACAACAUUGUUGUUGGGGACACCGUUGUUUUUGAGUUUGUUCAGCAAACUGUAAUGCGCCUUCAUGUUUUUAAAAAAGGUCUGGGAACAAGAGGAGGAAAUAAUGUCUAUUUCUGUGGUACUUGA